AUGAGUGAUUUCGAUCUGAAUGUUCCCAUUCACAAUGUGAAUGCAGACGAUACCAAAGAAGAUAACAAUGAACAAACAAAUAUCGUUAAUGUUCACGAUCCUUUUUUCCUCUGGGGAUUAUUCGAACAUACAGAUCGAGCAUUAAUCCGAGCAUUUGGUACACUUUCUGAUGCAGACUGUAGUCGUCUCUACUGGUCGUGUCAUUAUCAUAAGCACGAGAAAGUUUGUCAAUACGUCUUAGAAAACAAUUCACGUAUUUGUAUCGCUCGUGAUGCAAUUGAAAAAAUAUCUGCGAUAACUAAAACUGCCGAUAGUCAAAAUCUGGAUUUAUCGCAAAUACCUGUUCCUUUCCUUUUGCCAACAUCGCCGCAGUUUACCGUGGUGGAAGUACGUGAUGGCUCGAUUAUUCCUUCAAAAGGAAAACCAUUGAAAUUUACAGCCGUCGAUCAAGAAGGCAAUACCAAAAUAUGUAUUUAUAAACAUGGUGAUGAUUUACUGCAAGAUGCUAUGUGUGUUGCUGUGAUGAAAGAAAUGAAUCAGAUAUUCAUCGAAGAGGAUGUCAAUGCUGAAGUUGUUCUAUACGAAGUUCUUCCAGUGGAUAAAACCGAAGGUCUUAUCGAAUGUGUCGAAAAUGCUCAUCCAUUCAUCGAGUUCAAAACAGCCGGUGACAACAAAGACUCGACAUCAACAGACGCAUUGAGAUCAUUCAUUGAAAAGUCUCCUGAACGCAAAGGAAAUCUACUUCGAACAUUUCUCGGUUUUGUUCUCUCAGGAAUUGUGUUACAGUUGGCUGAUCGUCAUGAUGAUAAUAUCAUGAUAACUGAAGAUGGGAAAAUCCUUCAUAUUGAUUUUGGCUGUGCUUUUGGCCAAAAGACAAAGCUUGAAAAGCUACUUGGUCUGUUUAUGGAUAUUCCUCAUUCCCCAUUUAGCGAAGAUGUUUUUAUCGCUAUGAUCGGUCAUGAAAGUAAUGAUGAAAUCAUUACACAAUUAUGGCAAUCACUCAAAGAACAUCUCUGGUCAUGUUUUAACGCUUUACGUAUACAUAAGAAUCGAUUCAAACCGUUAGGCGAAGAAAAAUUCGAACAAUUAUAUGACAAAUUAAUGGUUGGACUUACUGAUAACGAUGCUCGCGAUGCAUUUUAUGCUGAAUUAGAUAAAUGUUAUAACAAUCGUUUCAAUGCAGCACGUGCAUUCUAUUACAAGAUUCAACAAAAUAUCGUCAGUUAG
Adineta ricciae is the source of this 1227-nucleotide messenger RNA. The record is from the annotation of a GenBank genome assembly. Lineage: Eukaryota; Metazoa; Rotifera; Eurotatoria; Adinetida; Adinetidae.